GAUGAAUUACUCCCAUUUUAUGCGGUGUUUGUUUUGUUAUCUGAUACGAUUCAUUUUUUCAGGGAUCGGUUUUUGAAUUUUGGUUUGAUUCUGCAAUCUGCUUGUGGAUUCUUAUGACAAUCUCGGUAUCAUACGUGCCACCCAAAGGAAAUCCUUCGUUUUACAGUCUAGGUACCUAGCUGUUUAAUUACCGAAAUAUAAAUAUUCGUUCAAUGCUGCUACAUUGUAUCAAAUCGUUCCCUUCGGCUCUGCUGACUUCAAUAUGCAGCUCAGUAGUGAAGUUUUUGAAGAUGCCUCCGUUCGCUGAGAAAAGCUGGCCGGAAAUUCCCUAUCCGAGUAAAAGAGAUGAGGGAAUUCCCAAUGUUGAAUCUUGGCUGGAAGGUAGAAAAAUCGAUGAUGGAGCAGAAAAUUUGUGGAGAGUGCACGAUAAAUUAUACGAUCUGAAUUCGUUCGUCGAGCAGCAUCCCGGAGGAGCUAUGUGGCUCAGUUUGACCAAAGGAACUGAUAUAACUGAAGCGUUUGAAUGUCACCACUUGACGCCGGCUGCGGAAAAACUGCUACCGAAGUUCUAUGUCAAAGACGCGACCUCCCCCCGCAGCUCGCCUUUUACCUUCAAGCCGAACGGAUUCUUUAGGACGAUUAAACGCAAAGUUUUGAAGCAUUUUGAUUACAAGACGCCGCAAAUUUCUCGAAUUUCGACCACCUUCCUGGAUCUAUUCUUUUUUUCGGCUCUGACGUUUUCGGUUCUAGCCGCUAAACAUGAAAGUAUCGGAUUUGCAGCCUUGGCCGGAGUUAUGUUUGGUUUUGUGAUAAACUGCGGGCAUAAUUUCGUUCAUAUGAAGGACAUGUGGAGGAAUUAUUAUUAUUAUUUUACCGGAUUCAGCGUAAGAGAUUGGCGAAUUUCUCACUGCCUUAGUCAUCAUUUGUAUCCGAAUACGUUGCAAGAUUUAGAAAUAUCUUUAUUCGAGCCAACGUUGCAAUUUUUACCAAAUAAGAAUAAACCAACGUGGGCGAGAUUCGGACCUCUAUUGUAUUCGCCGAUUGUUUGGGCUUUGGCGCCUGCUUUUCAGAUUUUUAACAAAGUCCGUUUGGGAACGUUUUUCUUGCCAAAUUACUUGGUAUUCGUUCCUCCGGUAUUGAUGCUGAUCCUAGGAAAUUUCCAAUUCUAUACCAUUCUCUUAUGGAUAGAUAUCCUGCUAUUUAUCGGUCUAACGUUUACGUCUAUCGGUCUAACAGCUGCUCAUCACGAUUACGAAUCGUUCCACGAAGGCGAUAAACCACGAGAUGAUACCGACUGGGGAUUACAUCAAGUUGAUGCUAUUCACGAACGCAAAGAGUUGAUCGGUAAUACUUACGUAGGUUUGGUGGUAUUCGGCGAGCACACUUUACACCACCUGUUUCCUACCAUCGAUCACGUGCACUUGAAGGAACUUAUCCCGAUUUUCAAAGAGACGUUGGAAGAGUUUGGAGUACCUAUGAAUGAAAAGUCGUAUCCCGAAAUCAUCGCUAAUACUUUUGUACAAUUGGCCAGAAAUAGGCCAAAUAUGAUUGUUAGGAAACAGAAAAAAGCUUAAAAAUCAUUGUUCUAGUCUUCUUAUAAAAUCUAAACGAAAUUUUCGACUCUGUGAUAAUUUUAUAUUAUGUACAUACCUACUUAGACAGAAAAGUUAAUUGUUACGCUUCGUUUAGAUUUGAUAUACCUACUUAUGUGUCUUCGAUAUACUUUCUUAAUGUUUCAAAUACAUACUUAAUUCGUUUGAUA
Planococcus citri (citrus mealybug) is the source of this 1762-nucleotide messenger RNA. Its product is annotated as cytochrome b5-related protein-like. The record is from RefSeq and is a predicted model, not a curated record. Gene Ontology annotation, biological process: lipid metabolic process. The coding region runs from base 213 to 1574 and encodes 453 amino acids. NCBI's taxonomy places the organism in Eukaryota, Metazoa, Arthropoda, Insecta, Hemiptera, Pseudococcidae. The transcript has 7 exons.